Messenger RNA from Silurus meridionalis, 1392 nucleotides. Its product is annotated as tripartite motif-containing protein 29-like. The transcript has 4 exons. Lineage: Eukaryota; Metazoa; Chordata; Actinopteri; Siluriformes; Siluridae. The coding region runs from base 40 to 534 and encodes 164 amino acids. Gene Ontology annotation, molecular function: zinc ion binding. The record is from RefSeq and is a predicted model, not a curated record.
CAAGUAGAUUUUAGUGAAAGCGAAUCUCAGAGCAAAAAAAUGGCUGAAUUCAGCAUUUCAGUAGAUCAGCUUUCAGUAAAUAAGUUCAGAUGUCCAGUGUGUCUGGAUCUCCUGAAGGAUCUACAAGAGAAGGUCUGCUCUGAGCACUAUGAGGUUUUGAAGAUCUACUGUCAAAGCUUCAUCUGUUACUUGUGUACAAUGCAUGAACACAGAGGGCAUGACACAGUUGCAGCUGCAGCAGAACGAGCUGAAAAACAGACUGAGCUGAAGGAGGAGCAGAUGAAAUUCCAGCAGAGAAUCCAGAAGAAGCAGAAGAAGGUGCAGGAGCUGAAACAGGAUGUGAACAUUAUAAAGCUCAGUGCACAGACAGCAGUAGAUGACAGUGAGAAGAUCUUUACUGAGAUGUUCAGCUCCAUGGAGAAAAAGCGCUCGGAGGUGACGGAACUAAUCAGAGAUCAGGAGAAGGCUGAACUGAGUCGAGAUCAGAGACUGAUUUCCUCACUAUAUCAAAUGAGAGAUGUUGAUGGACAGUGAUGCUGGGUGAGUCCUCACAUCCAGAAGAUACACUGAGAGACUGGAAACUCUACAGAGCCCUCCGAGCGCUUUUUCUCCACUUUAUCCAGCAUGAUGUCUCCGUGUAGAACAGGCCUUGUAUUGAAAGUGUGUCUGCACUGAGGACAGCUGAAGACACCCAUCUGAUCCUCCUGAUCCCAGCAGUCAUUAAUACACACCUUACAGAAACUGUGACCACACGGGGUAUCCACUGGAUCCUUCAGGAGAUCCAGACACACUGGACAUCUGAACUGAUUUACUGAUUUUCUUGCUCUGAGAUUCACUUUCACUGAAAUCUACUUGCUGUAUCUCUGUGUGUGUGUGUGUGUGUGUGUGUGUGUGUGUGUGUGUGUGUGUAAUAGCAGUAGAAAGGCAGCGAGGUUCUAAAUAAAGUGAAUUAUAAUACACUAAGUGUGAAAUCCUGCUCUCUGUGACUGUUAAUCAGGUGAUGGAGGUAAAUGAGCUCCAGUGUGGCCAUGGUAACCGGGGAGCUUCUUCAUGCACGUGCAUGGCCGGCUAAGUCUGUAGUAUGUUUAUGCUAAUAAUAAAUCACAUUGCUAGAGAUAAUGUAUGAGUUUCACAUCCCAGUGGUCAAAUAAACAAAGUGUUGUGAUCUCACGAGCUCCUUGUCUGCGGUCAAUUCAGCCGCUUUUUUUUUUUGACUUCGUGUCUAAUCUUGUUCUUACGGUAUGGGUGCUUUAGAUGAGUGAAUCCAGAAUCAUCCAGGAAAAAUAAACCGAUUCUUUAUAUGACUCGAGAUUCAUGAAUCAUUCUCUUCAUUUACUCGGAUCACUUGAGUCUUUGGUUAUUUUGCUACUAACAACAGAUAUAAAAACAAAU